CUUCUUUCUCUUCACCAGGUCCACAGUUCCGGUUUAUUCGAAUUACGAUUACGUUAUUUCAAUAAUGAUUACGGUCGCGAUAGCGAAGGUAAUUGCUGUAGUGGCAUCUCCGAUCCGCAAACGGGCAAAUGUAUCGGUACGUGUAAGACACGGUUUCGCGUUUGUCUCAAACAUUAUCAAGCGAAAAUCGAUACAACCUCACAGUGUACGUACGGUGAUGUUGUGACGCCGAUACUCGGUGAAAAUUCGGUAAAUCUAACGAAUACGCAAAAAUUUAAAAGCAAAGGUUUCACGAAUCCCAUACAAUUUGCGUUCAACUUUGCAUGGCCGGGCACGUUCACAUUGAUCGUCGAGGCGUUGCAUGACACAAAUAACAGCGCCAAUACGCGCUCAAACAAUUUACUAAUCCAACGUUUGUCGCUGCAACAAGUGCUCGAAGUUUCACCCGAGUGGAAAACAAAUAAAAGCGAAGCUCAAUACACUUGGCUGGAGUAUGAUUUUCGCGUCACUUGCGAUGCGCAUUACUAUGGUUCAGGCUGUGCGAAUCUGUGUAGGCCACGUGAUGAUCCAUUUGGACAUUACACCUGCUCUGAGUCUGGUGAGAUUAUCUGCUUGACUGGAUGGCAGGGAGAUUAUUGUGAUAAAGCCGAAUGCACCAAAGGCUGCGAACACGGCCAUUGCGACAAGCCCAAUCAAUGCAUUUGUCAAACCGGCUGGAAGGGACCUCUGUGCAACGAAUGCGAACCCUACCCGGGCUGCGUGCAUGGUACCUGUAAUAAACCUUGGAAAUGCAUCUGUAAGGAAGGCUGGGGUGGCUUACUCUGCAAUCAGGAUCUCAACUACUGUACAAAUCAUCGUCCUUGUCAAAAUGGUGGCACCUGCUUCAAUUCCGGUCCCGAUCUAUACACCUGCAAAUGCCCACCGAACUUUAUUGGCUCUGAGUGCCAGAAUGAGAUCACUUCGUGUAAGGAAGGCAAUCCAUGCCAGAAUGGUGGCGCUUGCCUUGACGAGACUAGCACGCGCGGUUAUAAAUGCGAAUGUCUGAAGGACUGGGGCGGUCCAUUGUGCGAAGAGAAGGUGAUCACUUGUCUGGAUAAACCAUGCCGUCACGGCACCUGCCGCAACUCCACAAAGGGGUUUCAAUGCGACUGUCCGGGCGGCUACAGCGGCCGCGUAUGUGAGCUGCACGUAGACAACUGUAAUCCGAAUCCCUGCCAGAAUAGCGGGAGCUGCUUCAUGACCUCUUCCGGUAAUCACAAAUGCCAAUGUCGCAGCGGUUUUGCGGGCAGCAUGUGCGAGCAGAACAUCGACGACUGUCAAGGCAAUCCAUGUCACAAUGGCGGCACCUGCAUCGACAUGAUCAAUCAGUUUCGUUGCCAAUGCGUACCGGGCUACUUGGGCUCACUCUGUUCGGAUAAGGUAGACUUAUGCUUAACUAAACCUUGCGCCAAUGGCGGUACCUGCACGAACCUGAACAACGACUAUAGGUGCACUUGUCGCGCUGGCUUCACCGGCAAAGAUUGCUCAAUUGACAUUGAUGAGUGCAUGUCUGCGCCCUGUCGCAAUGGUGGCACUUGCGUGAAUCGCGUCAACAGUUUCCAUUGCGUUUGCGCCCACGGAUUUUGCGGUAAACAGUGUGAAGAGGAGUCUUACGCGUCGUACGAAUCUCGUCCGUAUCAGGCUGCGCCACAGGCGCGCAGUGACGGCUUGACAUCUGGGCAGGUUUUUCUGAUUGCCAUACUCUCGGUGGCCAUGCCAGUGGUGGCUGUGAUCGCCGCUUGCGUAGUGGUUUGCAUGAAACGCAAGCGUAAGCGCGCACAGGAGAAGGACGAUGCGGAGGCGCGCAAGCAGAACGAACAGAACGCAGUGGCGACGCUGCAUCACAAUUCGAAUGGCGUUGGCGGUAUGGGCGUGAUGAGCGGUGUGGUAGGCGGCGUCGGUUUGGGUGUGAAACGAACUUCAUCCUCUGGACUGGCAUUCGACAAUUCCAAUCCGAACAUCAUCAAGAAUACCUGGGAUAAAUCGGUUAACAACAUUUCGGCUUCUGCAAGCACAGAUGAUUGCCUAAAUACAUCGCUAUAUGGCAGCGCGCUAGCCAACUAUGCGGCGGACAACAACGCCAAUUCGGAAUACUGCGGUGUAGGCCAAAUAGCGCCGCUGCAACGCGCCAAGUCACAGAAGCAACUCAACACCGAUCCCACACUAAUGCAUCGCGCCUCACAGCUGUUGCACAGCGCCGCUAGUGCAGUAGCCGGUGUUAGUGCUGCUGCGGCGGCAGCAAAUAGCGCCGCCAACGCUGGCCUUAGUGGGGUGAACGGCGCUAACGGCGCUGUUGGUGGUGGUGGCGGUGCAACCAAAGACUAUGGCGUCCAUGGCAGCAACGGCGGCAGUGGCGCUGAAGGCAAGCGUAUCUCAGUGUUAGGUGAGAGCGCCUAUUGCAGUCAGCGGUGGCCAUCGUUGGCGACGGCAGGUGNGACUAUGGCGUCCAUGGCAGCAACGGCGGCAGUGGCGCUGAAGGCAAGCGCAUCUCAGUGUUAG
Molecule: messenger RNA, 2538 nt
Organism: Rhagoletis zephyria (snowberry fruit fly)
Lineage: Eukaryota; Metazoa; Arthropoda; Insecta; Diptera; Tephritidae
Gene: Delta
Product: neurogenic locus protein delta
Biological process (GO): cell communication; multicellular organism development; Notch signaling pathway
Cellular component (GO): membrane
Molecular function (GO): calcium ion binding
Source: RefSeq, a predicted model, not a curated record